Messenger RNA from Cynocephalus volans (Philippine flying lemur), 6172 nucleotides. It is a transcript of the gene DAAM2, whose product is annotated as dishevelled associated activator of morphogenesis 2. Bases 121 to 3324 code for a protein of 1067 amino acids. Lineage: Eukaryota; Metazoa; Chordata; Mammalia; Dermoptera; Cynocephalidae. Gene Ontology annotation, molecular function: small GTPase binding; actin binding. The transcript is spliced from 25 exons. The record is from RefSeq and is a predicted model, not a curated record. Gene Ontology annotation, biological process: regulation of non-canonical Wnt signaling pathway; actin cytoskeleton organization; positive regulation of canonical Wnt signaling pathway.
GGCGGCGGCGCGGCGCCGGCGGAGCCUGGGCUGCGGGGCGGCGAGCGGGGCGCCGGGGCCUCGGAAUCACGAUGAGGACCUAGGGCAUCUGCCCACUGACUUCCCGGGCCUGCAGUGACCAUGGCCCCCCGCAAGAGGAGCCGCCAUGGCCUGGGCUUCCUGUGCUGCUUUGGGGGCAGCGACCUCCCCGAGAUCAACCUCCGGGACAGCCACCCUCUGCAGUACAUGGAGUUCUCCAGCCCCAUCCCAAACCCAGAGGAGCUUAACGUCCGCUUUGCUGAGCUGGUGGAUGAAUUGGAUCUCACUGACAAAAACCGGGAGGCUGUGUUUGCACUGCCCCCUGAGAAGAAAUGGCAGAUCUACUGCAGCAAGAAAAAGGAGCAAGAGGACCCCAACAAGCUGGCGACCAGCUGGCCUGACUAUUACAUCGACCGCAUCAACUCUAUGGCUGCCAUGCAGAGUCUGUACGCAUUUGAUGAGGAGGAGACGGAAAUGAGGAACCAAGUCGUGGAAGACCUGAAGACGGCUCUCCGGACGCAGCCCAUGAGGUUUGUGACCCGCUUCAUCGAGCUGGAAGGCUUGGCCUGUCUGCUGAAUUUCCUCCGGAGCAUGGACCAUGCCACCUGUGAGAGCCGUAUCCACACCUCCCUCAUCGGCUGUGUCAAGGCGCUGAUGAACAAUUCCCAGGGGCGGGCGCACGUGCUGGCGCAGCCUGAGGCCAUCAGCACCAUUGCCCAGAGCCUGCGCACAGAGAACAGCAAAACCAAGGUGGCUGUGCUGGAAAUCCUAGGCGCCGUGUGCUUGGUGCCUGGUGGCCACAAGAAGGUGCUGCAGGCCAUGCUGCACUACCAAGUGUAUGCAGCAGAGCGUACACGUUUCCAGACACUGCUGAAUGAGCUGGACCGAAGUUUGGGCCGAUACCGGGAUGAAGUGAAUCUGAAAACAGCCAUCAUGUCCUUCAUCAACGCAGUCCUCAAUGCUGGAGCUGGAGAGGAUAAUCUGGAGUUCCGCCUGCAUCUCCGGUAUGAAUUCCUGAUGCUGGGGAUACAGCCUGUGAUCGACAAACUUCGGCAACACGAGAAUGCCAUCCUGGACAAGCAUUUAGACUUCUUCGAGAUGGUCCGGAAUGAGGAUGACCUGGAGCUAGCCAGGAGGUUUGACAUGGUGCACAUCGACACUAAGAGCGCUUCACAGAUGUUCGAGCUGAUCCACAAGAAGCUGAAGCACACUGAAGCUUACCCCUGCCUGCUCUCUGUCCUGCAUCACUGCCUGCAGAUGCCCUACAAGCGGAACGGUGGCUACUUCCAGCAGUGGCAGCUCCUGGACCGCAUCCUCCAGCAGAUUGUCCUCCAGGAUGAGCGGGGUACGGACCCUGACCUGGCUCCCUUGGAGAACUUCAAUGUCAAGAACAUCGUCAACAUGCUCAUCAACGAGAAUGAAGUGAAACAGUGGCGAGACCAGGCAGAGAAGUUCCGGAAAGAACACAUGGAGCUCGUGAGCCGGCUGGAGAGGAAGGAGAGGGAAUGUGAGACGAAGACGCUGGAGAAGGAAGAGAUGAUGCGGACACUGAACAAAAUGAAGGACAAGCUGUCCCGAGAGUCCCAGGAGCUGCGCCAGGCUCGGGGACAAGUGGCAGAGCUGGUAGCCCAACUCAGUGAAAUCUCAACAGUCCCUGUGUCUUCCCCGCCUCCCCCUGGGGGCCCAUUCACCUUGUCUUCCUCACUGACAACCAACGACCUGCCUCCACCCCCACCUCCUCUCCCCUUCGCCUGCUGCCCCCCACCCCCACCGCCACCCCUCCCACCUGGUGGGCCUCCCACUCCCCCAGGUGCCCCGCCUUGCUUCGGCAUGGGCCUGCCCCUCCCUCAGGACCCCUUCCCCAGCAGCGAAGUCCCACUCAGGAAAAAGCGUGUCCCCCAGCCUUCCCACCCGCUGAAGUCCUUCAACUGGGUCAAGCUGAAUGAGGAGCGUGUCCCUGGCACCGUAUGGAAUGAGAUCGAUGAUAUGCAGGUAUUUCGGAUUCUGGACCUGGAAGAUUUUGAAAAAAUGUUUUCAGCCUAUCAGAGGCACCAGAAAGAGUUGGGCUCCACUGAGGACAUUUACCUGGCCUCCCGCAAGGUCAAGGAGCUGUCGGUCAUUGAUGGUCGGAGGGCUCAGAACUGCAUCAUCCUUCUCUCCAAGUUGAAGCUUUCUAACGAGGAGAUCCGGCAGGCCGUCUUGAAGAUGGACGAGCAGGAGGACCUUGCUAAGGACAUGCUGGAGCAGCUCCUUAAGUUCAUCCCGGAGAAGAGCGACAUUGACCUCCUUGAGGAGCACAAGCAUGAGAUCGAGCGCAUGGCCCGCGCUGACCGCUUCCUCUAUGAAAUGAGCAGGAUCGACCACUACCAGCAGCGACUGCAGGCCCUCUUCUUCAAGAAGAAGUUCCAGGAGCGGCUGGCUGAAGCCAAGCCCAAAGUGGAAGCCAUCCUGCUGGCCUCCCGGGAGCUGGUGCGCAGCAAGCGUCUAAAGCAGAUGCUGGAGGUUGUUCUGGCCAUCGGCAACUUCAUGAACAAAGGGCAGCGUGGGGGCGCCUAUGGGUUCCGGGUGGCCAGCCUCAACAAGAUCGCCGACACCAAGUCCAGCAUUGACAGAAACAUCUCUCUGCUCCAUUACCUGAUCAUGAUCCUGGAGAAACAUUUCCCUGACAUCCUGAACAUGCCUUCGGAGCUGCAGCAUCUUCCAGAAGCUGCCAAAGUCAACCUGGCAGAGCUAGAGAAGGAGGUGGGCAACCUCAAGAGGGGCCUCCGAGCAGUCGAGGUGGAGCUGGAAUAUCAGAGACGCCAGGUGCGGGAGCCCAAUGAUAAGUUUGUCCCAGUCAUGAGCGACUUCAUCACAGUGUCCAGCUUCAGCUUCUCAGAGCUGGAGGACCAGCUAAAUGAGGCCAGGGACAAGUUUGCCAAGGCCCUGAGGCACUUCGGGGAGCAUGAGAGCAAGAUGCAGCCGGACGAAUUCUUUGGCAUCUUUGACAGCUUCCUGCAGGCCUUCUCGGAGGCCCGGCAGGACCUGGAGGCCAUGAGGAGGAGGAAGGAGGAGGAGGAGCGGCGGGCACGCAUGGAAGCCAUGCUAAAGGAGCAGCGGGAGCGCGAGCGGUGGCAGCGGCAGCGGCAGGUCCUGGCGGGCAGUGCGCUGGAGGAGGGAGGCGAGUUCGACGACCUGGUGUCGGCCCUGCGCUCCGGGGAAGUUUUUGACAAGGACUUGUGCAAACUCAAGCGCAGCCGCAAGCGAUCAGGGAGCCAGGCCCUGGAGGUCACCCGGGAGCGGACAAUGCACAAGCUAAAUUAUUGACCUGGGGACUGGCUCCACAGGAGGCUGGAGACUGGGACAGGCCGAGAGGGGCUGAGCAGAGGCGGAGGUGCUGUGAUACUUCAACCAUUUGGUGCUGGUGUAGAGCCCUGGGCUGGGCCCUGGGGUGGGGGCUGUGGGGGCUGGACCAGGUGUCUCCCCAUGCUUACCUAAGGGCUCCUCCCUUCUCACCUUUGCAUUCUUCUCUCUGCAUCCUGGCCCCCAGGGGCCUUCUUGAAGGUUGGCUUGGACAUCCCUGGCAUACCACGGUCUGGCCAGGCAACUGCAAGCUGAGGGGACCCUGCUCCCCAUCCCCCACCAUGGCACCCCCAUGUUGGCACAGAAGUCUUCCAGAUCUAGACUGGAAAGUUCCCCCGACUGUGUCCAGAUUUCAUGCAUGGGGCAUUAACAGUGGGAUGGCCCUUAGAGCCAGGGAGAGGGGAUCCAGGCUCCCUUUUCUCAAGGGGAGGCUCAAUGGAACACUGAUCUGGGGAGAACUUUCCUCUCACAUGGAAACAGAAGAGCAUUAUAUGUUCUAGCUAGAUCAGCUCUGGUAUGUUCCAGAACACCACAUGUUGGGAGGAUGAUGCAGGGACCAGAGCCAUCAGACGGAGUAGCUGUGCCUGUUUCCUGCAUCACAAGUCCUUUGGCCACUCUCUUGCAUGUCUGAAGUCUCUCCCCUUCCUUCCCCACCCCCACCUCCAUCCUAUCUACUAACCCACAAUCCAGAAAACUCAGCUUUGGGUUCCCACGACUGUGGCUUACUACCAGCUACUUGAUGAACCUGGAGAGACUUCAUCACCACACCUCAUGCUUUGUGCGUCGGGGCCCCCACUACCCCACACAACCUGACCAUCGUCCUGAAGUGAGACAGAGACCUCGACCUCACAUGUUGCCUAGGAGUUCCCAGAGCCCCUAGCCAGAGGGCGACACUUGAAUGUCGAGCUCCACCCAACAGCUCCUUGGUCCACCACUUAAUAUUAAUCGUGCUGGCCCCAGCUUUUUUUCUAACACCUGCCUCAGGGCAGAAGCCGUGGUGGCGUCUUCUCUGCCCAGCCUGCAGGAUACCACUUGGAACCACAUGCACCUGGCUGAGGCUGGCCCUGGAGAGUUGGUCCUAAGGGCCAAAGCUGCCCUCUGCAUUUACAUGUAGUCUCUGAGGGUGCCCUCCUCCCCAACCCCCAGGCAUUGGGCUUAGGGUCCAGAGAAGAGCAGGCAGGAGAGCUGGGGACUGGGGAUGGAGGAGGAAGGCCAGCUUCCUUGGGGAGUGCACUGCCUGAAAGGAGCCAAGGAAGGAAGUCUGGGAGGAGGCCCCACCACCAUCUCUGGUACCCAAUUUGGAUCUUCAACCUGACUUGCAAGGGGCCCACUCUGGUCCUCCCGUCCACUCCUACCUUCCAUUUUGUCCAUCUUGAGCAGUCACUGGCAGGAGAGUGGGACGGCUGUAUAUAGACAGAUUUUCUUCUAACAUGAGGAGAGUGAGGUCAACUCCAUCAAGGCUCUUAUUUUGAAUACACACCCCCACUCCUAGCUGACCUUUCAUCCUCUGUGAGACCAGCUUGCCUGACGCUCACCAUCAACCAGCUCCUGGCCUUUAUGUUUCUGACCUUCGGACUGCAUUCCCAGGCUCAGGGUGAUUGCCAGUGGACAGACUGGUGGGCUGGGCCCGCUCUUCAGCUGCCUGUCUUCUGCCUUUUCUCAACAUCAGACUCCUGGGGUGGGGCAUAGUAGCUGUGGGGGAAGAAGCAGGGUUGGUGAGCCCAGCAUGUGCGUUGGUUGGAAGGGGCGAUGCGUGUGUUCUGUGGGAGGGAUCUGAGUAAGUGCAAGCCUGGCUGGCACAGGUGUGAAGAGGCCAUCUGGAACCCAGGUGAGGGCGAGGAAGGCUUCCAGGAAGAGCAUCUGCAGAGAGCUUCAUUAUAUCCAUCUGCGCACCCGAGAGCCUCACUGCAAGAAGCAGGCACUGGGGUGAUGGGGAAGCUGCGGGUGGGGCCUCUGAAGGUCCUCUCCCAAACCUGCCAGCUGAGAUCAGCCUAACCCGCAAGAGGCAGGGAACAGGGAGGACUCCAGUUCUGUCCAAGCAUGUCCAAAUCUGGCAUUCCCACCCACCAUGGAAGACUGGAUACACACCAGGAAAGACAAGGAAUAUGGAAGCUGUUCACAACACAUUCCAUCCUCAGAAAAGCAGUCAUGGUUUAGCUGUUUACAGAAGACAUAUCAUUCCAGAGCUCAGCCUUUUCACCCCCAAAUGGUUUUUUGUUCUCUAUUUAUUAUUUUCUAGAUCUGGCCAGUGGCUUUGGUCCUACAUGCCACUGUGGCCAGAUCUCUCCAACAGUGCUUUGGACCGUGGACCAUCAGAGUCAACUCAGCAGGGAGGGACUGGUGCUCAGCGGAGGCUGCUGAGCUAGUCCUUGAUAUGUUAAAUGUUUAAGCCUUGCUUUCCACAGUGCCCUGCCCACCCCUCCUGCCACCUUCGGAUAAAUUUCUCCCACUGUCUAAUUUUGUGUCCAAGAUAAAAUUCAGUCAGCCUAACACAACCCAUCCCUUCUCAGCAGCAGCACUUCCUCCUCCCUGUGGUGGUGGGAGAACACCCUCAAGGUAGAUGAGGACGGCUCUGGUCCAGGCUCUCCCCAGUCCUAUCACAUUCCCACCAACUGGGGAGCCAUGACCAUCCCCCCUGACCUCUACCAGGAACACCUUCAUGCCAAGGCUGCUUUCACCAGCUGUCUCAGAUGAUAAGUGAGGCUAAUGUACAAAAUUUGCAGUGUCUUUACCUGCACCUUUUUUAUAAGAAUAUAUUGUAAUACUAAAAAAUAUUAAACCCAUACCAUCCCUACCCAGCCUUCCUUGAAAC